GAAAUUUCGACCAAUCACGGGUCGUUUAUCAUUUUCCGCUACAUUCAAUCCAAAAUGGCGUCUUGCUAAAGAAAAUUUUGGCUUUGUCCCGAGAUUUUUGUUGCAAAAACUCGGGAAUUUCGCCCCUUUUAGAAAAGAUUAACCGAGAAAGAGGGCGCGAUGACGUCCAUACACGUUGUGGUGCACCCUUUGCCCGGGACAGAAGACCAGUUGAACGAUCGGCUGAAGGAAGUUGCAGACAAGAUCAACAAGCAUGGGUAUGUUAGCCCUCCAGCGAUCAGCCAACUUCGAGGCCAAGUUGUAAGGGAGUGCGUGGUUGGACCAAACCAUAUUGCUUUCCUAUUGGAGGAUGGUCGUGUGUGUCGCAUGAGUUACCGUAUCCUGACAGAGCGACUGGACUUGUCCAAGAAUGACCCCAACAAAAAUAACAGUGCUGGGACCAGACUGCCAACAAGGACCCGCGGCCGUGUGGUGCGUGGCAGCGGACAGGGCAGUAGAGGCACGCGGGGAACCACCAGCGUGAUCGUGGGGUCACGACCCAUGGUACCCGCGUCUGUCGUGCCAGAAGAACUGGUUAACCAGGCGCAGGUUGUACUACAGGGGAAGUCUCGCAGUGUCAUCAUCAGGGAGCUACAGAGAACGAACCUUGAUGUGAACUUGGCAGUGAACAAUCUCCUAAGCAGAGAUGAUGAGGAAGGAGAUAACGAUGAUGAUGCCAGCGACUCCUACAUGCCGGGAGAUGACCUAAUGUCCCUGCUGGAUGCUGGUCUCCACUCAGACCACCCCAGUGUGAUCAUCGACGCUGACAUGUUCUCUGAGGACAUGUUUGGUUACGCUUCUCUACGCAGCAGGGUCAGGGGAGCUUCCAGAUCUAACCCAGGCGACCGUGAUCGUGACUCUGACCGUGAGCGUGACCGUGACCCGGUAUUCCGCCUGCGGGAGCGCCCGCGCUGGCUGGACAGCGCCCUGCGUGACGCGGCGGGACUGGGCACGGCCAGCUCGGCAGGCAGCACCAGCGGGACAGCUGAGGCCAAGAAAACCACAAACCCUCCUCCCGAGACACCGCUGUCGUUUGGGGAGGAACUGGAGUGGUGGAAUGAAAAGGCUGCUGGUACUCCCAGAUUUGUCCACAUUGCUGCCAUGUACAGUGAACUGAUUGCUGUCGGUGUGUCCGGCCAGCUUUACCAGUGGAAAUGGGCAGACCCUGAACCUUACUGCAAUCCUGAGAACUCAGCCGUUCACCAUCCACGGAGCUCAGCUUUAGGCUUAAAUGGAGAGAAGGUCCUCCUGAUUUCUUCUUGUUCUGUCCGAGCAUCUGCUGUCACUGAGUCAGGCAAGGUUGCCACGUGGGUUGAUGAAACUCUGAGCUCUGUGGCCACAAAGUUGGAACAUCCAGCCCAGGUGUUCCUAGAGUUCCAGGGAGAGAGGAUGUCAGCCAUCUACACCUGUUCUCUGUACACCUGUGUGCACCUGGAGUCUGGCGGACUGUACUGGUGGGGCGUCCUGCCAUUCAGCCAACGAAAGAAGCUAGUAGAGAAAGCUCGGACACGAUCCAAGAAGAGUGGCAGCGACACCAAGUCGAGUGACAUCACCACGGGCAUGCAGGUCUGCCUGCGCAGCUGUCCCAUCUACCAUGCCGGCGCGCUCGCUUUUACAACCGUCGGCUCCGUGCCGAAAGUCGGGCAACUCUUGGAGUCAGCCUGGAACCUGUCCGACACUUGCAGAUUUAAGGUGCUGUCGCCACAGAAGGAAGAUACAAAGUCUGGGAAACCCGAGGGGGUGAAGGAAGCCAAAUCAGAGACUAAGACAGACAUGGGCCCCCCUCCCUCCCCUGCCUCAACAUGUAGUGAUGCUCCCUCUGUGUCAAGUGUGGGGUCUCUCAAGCGGAAGCGUCCUCUGGUCCUACCCAAGGAAGAUGAUGACUGUAAGGCCUCCAACGAGGAACGCUGGGCCCUGAAGGAUGUGGUGUUCAUUGAGGACGUCAGAUCAGUGCCUGUUGGGAAGGUUCUGAAGAUUGACGGAGCGUAUGCAGCGGUGUGGUUCCCUCAUCAGCGCGACCCCAGCCCGACAACGAGCCACGACGACCCGGCCGCUCUGCUCCAGGAGUGUCGCCUACUGAGGAAGGAUGAGCUUCAGGUUGUGAAGCCCACUGCAGUGCCCAAGGUGCCUGACUGUUUCCAGAGAAUGCCCAAAAAGCUGCCCGUCAUGGACAAUGCCAAGAUCCUGGCAGUCACCGUGGACAGCAGAGGCGUGCACGUUAUCGCGAAGGUUGGAUCGCGGCUGAUGUACCUGGUGUACGAUCUCGGCACGGGGAAGGCAGAACAGGAGAGCCUGUUCCCGACAGACGCCACAGCUUUCCUCGGUCACGCUGAAAACUCCAUCACUCUGUACAGUGGAGGACAGGAUGUGGUGAACUUGUUGAGAGAUGGAAACGGCGCCAUCUAUCCUCUAGCGAAGGACUGCAUCGAGGGGAUCCGGGACCCGGUCUGGCUGGACCUGCCCCCGGCGCGAUGUAUCGGACUGGGCAUCCAGUCUCUCAUUGACCUACCCAGCGCCUCCGAACUGAAGAAGAAAGCAGCGGUCGUGGUACUGGCAUUUGAGACCCAGCUGUUGAUGCCCCAUGUUCUGCGUUGUGACUAUGAAUCAGUUAAACAGUUCCUGUACUCUCUGGAGAGAGACACAGGUUCCAUCAACACCCAGAACACGAUCCAGCAGGUGCUGAGCGAGCGUUGUGAUGGCAACAGGAACGUGUUCCACGCCUGUGUCGCCAUGUGCUGCCCCACGACCAACCAGGAUAACAACAGCUCUAACAGCAACAACGAAGCAGGAACGUCCAACUCAGCUCAGUGGGAGUCCAUCACCAGCAGGAUCAGUGCUGUCAGUAACGCGGUGGACGCCCUGGCCAACGCCAUCUCUGCAGCCUCCAGCUCAGGGGGAGGGGGGGCAGGGGCAGGAGCCACCGGGGGGUCCAGCAGUGGGGGGACAGGCACAAGCACACGCAGUAUGAGCCUGCGUGAGAUGAUGCGGCGAGCGACCUCGGCGGCCCGUGCUGUCGGCGGGACGUCCCAGGAAGACGGUGACCCCAUCCCGACCCUGAACUGGCCGCCCGACCCUCCCCUGUUUGAGUCUGCUAACUCAGAGGACGACAAUGUCAGUCUGUCCACGAAUGCCGCGACCGCUGGGGGGCUCACGGGGUCUUGUGGUUCUGUUAGUUCGUACUCGUGUGCGAGCUCCGUUGAUGAAAAUACCGUACUUCCAGCGAGCACGGACGCGGCGGAGAGGAGCGGCCAUGCCCUGUGUAUCCUGACGCUGCUGUGUGAGACGCCCGUCCUGAAGCCCUAUCUCGUGGAUCUUCUCUCCGCUAAGGAUGCCCAGGGUCAGACCCCGUUCAUGGCAGCAGUAAGUGGAAGAGCCUACUCUGCAGCACUGGCUAUACUGGACACUGCACAGAGGGUGGCAGGCAAGGACAACAAGGAUGGUAUGGACAAUGAGCUGGCCAUGAGUAUGAUCUACCCACCUGGCUCUAACCUGGACGACUCCCCGCUACACGUGCUGUGCUGUAACGACACCUGCAGCUUCACCUGGACAGGUGCUGAGCAUAUCAACCAGGACAUUUUUGAGUGCCGUACAUGUGGACUGGUGGGGACUCUGUGUUGUUGUACGGAGUGUGCAAGGGUCUGCCACAAGGGACAUGACUGCAAACUGAAGCGCACGUCGCCCACGGCAUACUGUGACUGCUGGGAGAAGUGUAAGUGUAAGGCACUGAUCGCAGGACAGCAGACGUCACGACUGGACCUCCUCAACAGGCUCAUCAACGACACCGACCUGGUCACUCAGCCCAACAGCAGAGGAGAGAAUGUCCUGCUGUUCCUGGUUCAGACCGUUGCGAGACAGAUCGUGGAACAGCGCCAGUACCGCCCGCUGCGCAGAACUGACUCCAGAACCGCCGCUCGCAAACCCAUCGGUGAGGAAGACCCAGACAUGCCCGACCAUGACCUUGAGCCGCCGCGGUUCUGUCGCCUGGCCCUGGAGCGGAUCCUGCAGGACUGGAAGGCGGUGAAGGCCAUGAUCACCAGUGAGUGUCCGGGACGGGACCGUCGCUCGCCCAUUCCUGACCUGCUGCCGGAGGAACAGGUCUACCUGGACCAACAGAGCGGUACCAACAAACUGGACAGCUUUACUCACUGUCUGCUGGUGAAAUGUAGCGUGGAGAUGUUGGACACCCUGCUGAGCACGUUGAUUCGUGAGCUACAGAACGACGCCGUGGCGGGACGGAAGGAGGAGGCCACCAAGAUCUCGCGCCGGUUCAUCCGCUCCGUGGCUCGCGUGUUCGUCGUGCUCAGCGUUGGCAUGACGCCGGGCAAAAAGAAAAGCUCGCUGCCAUCCCAACCACUGAUGAAAUGUCGUCACGCGUUCCAAGCCCUCAUCAACCUCGCUAUCGAAGAACUGUGCCAAACCGCCGAGUCCCUCAUCACCCCCGUCCGCAUGGGAGUGGUACGACCCACUGCCCCCUUCUCAUUGGUCAGUGCCAACAUUGAUGCAGUCCAGGGAAGUGAAGAGCUGUUUAACGUGGAGCCGCUGCCCCCGCGGCCGUCAUCUGCAGACCCCCCACGUGUGUCUCAGGUGUCAUACUCGCGCCAGCCCCAGGGAACCAGCCAAUCAGAUCGCUCGAGGGAGCGGGAGGAAGAGGAGCAUGACGUGGUGGUGGCAGAUGUAGAAGAGGUUGAGGUAGUAGAGGGUGUGGUUGGUGAGGAGGAUCGUCAUGACGACUCCAGUCCCCAUGGUGACCAGCAGAUGGACCACGCCGAGGAGCAGCACGGGGAGAGCAGGGCAGAGGAUCACCAUGACGACGAAGCUGGAAAUGAAAGUGACAUGGACCUGGACCUGCUGGCUGAAAGUGAGAGUGACAGUGAGAGUAACCAUAGCAACCAGGACAACGCCAGCGGCAGGCGCAGCGUCGUUACGGCAGCAACAGCCGGGUCUGAGACAGGUGCCGGAAGCGUUGCAGCAUACUUCUCGGAGGAAGACUCCUCGUCCAAUCAGGAUGAAGAAGAGAGCGAGGAGAGCGAGAAUGAAGAGGAGAACAACAGCAUCGCUAACGAGCUGCCCGACGAACAGCUGGAGAGGGUCACCACGCCCGGUAACCAUGGCAACAACACGUCCCAGGCUCCGACGGCGCUGCAGUGGGCGGUGAGACAGCCGCCCCCGCGGACACCGGCUACUACCAGUUCUACUCCUGCUACUGCUACUUCUCAAGGUGGACUGAUCUACAUUGACCCUUCCACGCUGCGUCGCACAACCACCGUCACCACCACGCCCUCCACGUCCGUCUCCACGGAUACCAGCUCCUCCCAGACCGUCUCCACCACGGCCAGUUCCCUGGCGCGGGCCUUCAGCAUCGUGAUCCGACAGAUCGCAGACCUGAUGAGCAUGCUGCCCGACUACCCCGCAGUCGCACCACUGCCCAAACCUCUGCCUAUCACCUAUCAGGACACUUUGGAUCUGCAGAUGUAUGUUGAGAUGCACCUUCGCUGUACCUGGGACUGGCUCAUCACAGUUAUGGAUUCUACAGAAGCCCAGCUACGCUACGGGUCCGCCCUGGCCAACUCCUCGGACCCUAACCACCCGACCCACCCGCUGUACUCCCAACAGAACCGGCGCAGAGACCGCUUCGCCGUGCGACAAGAGGAGAUCCUGCGACAGAUCGAGAGCAGGCGUCGCGGCCGGAUCAUCCCGGGUAGUCUUGCAGACGCAAGCGCGACUCGGCGAGACUUCAUGACGUACGCGCUGUCUCUGAUGCGCUCGCACCACGACGAACACUCUGGUAUCUUACCGGUUUUGGACGUGUCGGCGCUCAAACAUGUGGCGUACGUUCUCGACGCGCUGGUGUACUACAUGAAGUCUGGAUCGGAAGGGGGAGCGGAGAGUGCCAACAUACGCGAUUCGAUCAGCGUCGAUUUCUACGACGACAACGAUAACGACGAAAAUGAUGAAGAGGUCGCCACCCACACAGCGCUAAUGGAAACCGACAGUAUGGACAGCGAUACUAUACCGAGCAGUACGGGACGGAAACAUCCGUUUUUCCAGCGAUCGGAGUCGACAACCUUCCUAGGCUGCCCGCCGCCGGAUCCUUUCGAACUGCCACUAGCAGAAGCCCUCCCAUUGGCCGAGCAGCCGCACCUUCUCCAACCGAACGCUCGGCGGGAACAGCUGUUCGGGCGCCCGCGCCAAAUCAUCAGCCAAUCAGGCGCGAGCGCAGCGCUAGAACGUAGCGUGGUCGAAGUUUUACCAACUCACCUCGGACUCAACCCUCAUAGGAAUAGUGCGUUCACCCCUGUUGCUAGGAGACCAAACGAGCCGACGCCCGGCCCAUCUGAUGUGUCGCUAGACCUAAGAACUCAGUCUACCGCCCGCUCCGAAACUCAAGACCAAAACAGGAGCGAACUACUAGUGACGGGCCACGGUGGGGCGGAGUCGGCUGUUGGCAUGGAAACGGGAGCUUCCAUUGAGCACGGAGGGAGGGACUAUGUUGGGGCGACUGUCACAGUGGACACGUCACACCUGCAGACCAUUCCACCUCCAUCCAGCUUACAGAACAUGUUGGGGUACAUUACCCAUGACUCCCUGCUGGGGCGGUGGCGGCUGUGUCUGGAGCUGUUCGGCCGCGUGUUUCUGGACGACGUCGGCGCAGAGCCAGGCUCCGUCCUCACCGAACUGGGCGGCUUCGAGGUCAAGCAGGCCAAGUUCAGGAGAGAGAUGGAGAAACUGAGGAACUCACAGCAGAGAGAUCUCACUCUAGAGGUUGAGAGAGAGCGUACCCUGCUGAUCCAGCAGACCCUGCGGCAGCUCAACACCCAGUUCGGCCGGCGCAGCUCCACGGGGGGUCCUCCCAUGGCCGUGCACCGCGUCAAGGUCACCUUCAAGGAUGAGCCGGGGGAGGGCAGCGGGGUGGCACGCAGCUUCUACACCGCUAUCGCACAGGCGUUCCUGUCGUCGGACAAGUUGCCCAACCUGGACUCAGUACUGGGGGGGACCAAAGGUGUGCACUACAUGUUUCGCUCAGGCCUGAUCCAACGCCUGAGGUCCCGGGAAAGAGAGCGUGAGAGAGAGCGGCGCAGCAGCAGCAGCGGCAGCCUGCGCCGCUCGGUGUCCCGGGAACGGGAACGCUCGGCCAAUCAGAGGGGCCAGCUGUCCAUCGACGCCCGCCCCUUCUACCCGGGCGGUAACCGUGACAACGAGGAUGAGCCCCUCCCUCCUCACAGACAAGCGCUGGGAGAGAGGCUGUACCCUAAAGUACAGGCACUGCAGCCUUCUCUGGCAGGUAAGAUCACUGGUAUGCUGUUAGAGAUGUCGCCUGCACAGCUGCUGUUACUGCUGGCCAGCGAGGACUCCCUGAGACAGCGCGUGGAGGAGGCUGUGGACAUCAUACUGUCUCAUGGAAGAGAAUCCACUGCUGACCCCUUGGGAGCUAUUGACCUGUUCAGCUACAGUUCAGACACCAAGGCGAAGAAGGCGUUCCACAGCGAGCGUUACCCGGAUGACGAGGAUUCCGACGACGAGGACAACUCCCCGCUGUUCUACCAGCCGGGGAAACGCGGCUUCUACUCCCCGCGGCCGGGACGCAACACGCCCGAGAGACUCAACUGUUUCAGGAACGUCGGAAGAAUUCUGGGGCUGUGUCUGUUGCAGAAUGAGCUGUGUCCCAUCACACUAAACCGGCAUGUCAUCAAGGUCAUGCUAGGCAGGAAGGUUGCUUGGCACGACCUUGCGUUCUUUGACCCCGUGACCUACGAGAGCAUGCGGCGGCUCAUCAUCGAUGCACAGGCGCCCGACGCAGAGGUCAUCUUCUCCGCCCUUGACCUGACCUUCUGUAUCGACCUCUGUCGCGAGGAGGGCGGGGGUCAACACGAGCUGAUCCCGGGAGGCGCAGACAUGGCGGUGAACCCCGCCAACGUGUACGACUACGUCCGCAGAUACGCGGAAUAUCGUAUGUAUGGAUGUGCCGAGAAGGCACUGCAGGCCCUGAGAAGUGGACUGUUCGAUGUCCUGCCCAGAAAUGCGUUAGACGGGCUGACAGCUGAGGACUUCCGGCUCCUGGUGAACGGGUGUGGAACCAUCGACAUACAGACUCUCAUCAGCUACACUUCAUUCAACGAUGAAAGCGGUGAUGGUACGGAGAGGCUAACCAAGUUCAAGCGCUGGUUCUGGUCCAUUGUGGAGAGGAUGCCUCACCAAGAAAGGCAGGACCUGGUUUACUUCUGGACAGGCAGUCCAAACCUCCCGGCAAGCGAGGAGGGUUUCCAGCCCAUGCCGUCGAUCACGGUCCGUCCUGCCGACGACCAACACCUCCCGACCGCGAACACGUGCAUCUCGCGCCUGUACAUCCCUCUGUACUCCAGUAAAGUCAUCCUGAGGCAGAAACUCCUUCUAGCAAUCAAGACCAAACAGUUUGGCUUUGUAUGAAAACAUACGUACUCUUAUCUAAAAUAUUGGAAAAGGAAGGACAAAAACAAAAUCUUACAGACUGGAAAACUGAAGUGUUAUUUACAUGUGUUCUUCCUGUGGAUUUUUAAUGAACAUGACCUCAUCACAUGACAAAAUCGUGUAUCUCACAUGAUCACCACAUGAUCACCACAUGAUCGUCACAUGAUCGUCACAUGAAUGCUUGAUUGUGCUCACAUGCAAAGGCUAGAUAUUUUUACAGUACUACCCGAGUGUAUACAUGUAGCAUGUACAUUCCGCAUGUGAGAUGUGUAUUAACCGUGGCAUAUUUUGCUAUAUAUAAAAGUAUAGUCUGCUGCUCUCUGGCUCCUGUUAGGAUAUUUGCAACAAUAUUGUACAGAUGUGGCAUUUGUAAGAAUGAAUGACUCCUAGUAACAGUAUUGACUGCUUUGUGGAUUAUUAAUGUUUUCACCCAUGUGACAGUACAAAAAAAAUCACUUUUUGGAUGAACCUAGUGGUAAAAUCGAAAUAGGGAACUGUUGUCAAACUACAAAUCAUGAUGGUCACAUGGCUAAUCACAUGGCUGUCACAUGAUCACUUCAUGAUUAUCACAUGACUGUCACAUGAUUUUCAGAUCGCUUAACUGCAGGAUAAUAUGAUUGAUAAAAUGUUUCAUUUAUGGAUACUUCUUGAAUAAGUGUAAAUUAAUAAGGUACUUUACCUGUACAUUCCCCAUUUCGUCAAUGUACAAUUUGUAUAUGACAGGGAUAUGUAUUUAAUAUUAUUUUAUGUUGAAUCAACUCGGACACCCUAAACUGUAUAGCAACAUCAAGAUGGACUAUACCAUGUAUGUACAGAAGGGAGGGGUGUUAGGAUGUAUACUAAGUAUGGCCAGAUGAAUGGUAUUGAAUGCUGCAAGACCUUUUGGAGGCCAUUAAUUAACAGUGCAAAUUCCUAUGGUGAAGGGACUUUUGUAAGGUACAAUUCCUUUCCUAUGUCAUUAAUAUGAUUUUGUUGUUUGAGAUUCGCAAUUGUCCAUACACACAAAAAGUGCUAAUACAACGCUUCCGUUUCAAAUGUUUUCAUUUGUUGGU
Molecule: messenger RNA, 9536 nt
Organism: Branchiostoma belcheri (Belcher's lancelet)
Lineage: Eukaryota; Metazoa; Chordata; Leptocardii; Amphioxiformes; Branchiostomatidae
Product: E3 ubiquitin-protein ligase UBR5-like
Exons: 48
Coding region: 160-8463 (2767 amino acids)
Biological process (GO): regulation of double-strand break repair; protein polyubiquitination; DNA damage response
Cellular component (GO): nucleus
Molecular function (GO): RNA binding; ubiquitin binding; zinc ion binding
Source: RefSeq, a predicted model, not a curated record